Molecule: messenger RNA, 1122 nt
Organism: Neospora caninum
Lineage: Eukaryota; Apicomplexa; Conoidasida; Eucoccidiorida; Sarcocystidae
Product: putative nuclear RNA binding protein
Exons: 4
Coding region: 1-1122 (373 amino acids)
Cellular component (GO): nucleus; cytoplasm
Molecular function (GO): RNA binding
Source: RefSeq, a predicted model, not a curated record
AUGGCACCCCAACGGAAAUACUACACGGUUGGCGUGUCCAAUAAAUUCUCAGCUUUCGCGGACAAUGACAGCGAAGGAGGCGACUCUUCCGGUGAGGAGGAUGUGAUUCUCUCCUCUCCUCCUGCGCCCACAGGAGAGACGCAAAGUACCGGAAAACAGCUGUCCGGGACCAAUGCGGGAAGCGGAAAAAAGGCAAACGAAGGCGUCUCCGCGCACCACGACUCGGAAAGGCGUCCCCGAGCUACCACGGGAGGGCGCUUUGGUCGCGAGGAGCAAAGCGGCCCGGGCGGGGUGAACUCUCGCCAUGGCGAGUUCGGCGGCCGCGGCCGCGGCGGGUUCCGUGGCGGCAGAUUCCCUCGCAGAAACCUCCGCGAAGGCAACGAAGUGGAGAACGAAGAAGAACAGGGUGUCGAGGCCUUCGGUCAGCGACGCAACUUCCGCGGAGGUCGAGGCCGCGGCGGGUUUUACUCGCGCGGCCGGGGCGGCGCUCAGGGCGGCUACGACCGCCACACGCCUGCAGCCAUGGGAGGUCGGGAUCCGAAGAAGAGCGGCGGCGGGGCACACAACUGGGGCGACGACGAGCGCGUAGCAGCCGCUGGCGAACAAGAAGCUGAGAAGGUGGAAGAAAAGGAGAAGAGAGAAGACGGCGAAGAGGACGAAGAAAAGAAGGGCGAAGAAGAAGAGGCCGUCGAGGAAGAGAAGAAGGAGGAGGUUUUGGACCUCGAAGCCUACAAGAAGAUGCUCGAAGGCAAGCGUCAGAACCUGCCGAACUUCAUCAAGAAGUCGAACAAGAAAAUCACGACCGACCAGGAACUUGAGGCGGAAGGAUACACGUUGCACGUGAAGGAGGGGCGCGAAGAAGAGGAAGAGACCACCUCGGAGGAGGAAGACGAGCACGAAGAACCGAAGAAAAAGACAAUGAACGUCUUUGAAUAUAUCCACAACGGGGGCGGUCGCGUCAACCUCUUCCCCGGCCGCAGGAGAGGCCGAGGUGCUGGCCCGUCCGGCUCGCGGGAAUUCCGUGGAGGACGAGGCCGCGGUCGCGGGGGAAGUUUCGUCAAGAGCCGUGACGCGCCUGACAUCCAAGACGAGCGCGCCUUCCCGACCCUGGGAGGCCGGUAG